AUGGGUGGUAAAAUAGAUAGAAGCGUGAACAAGAACGGUGGUCCACCAAUUUUCAGGAUAAAUGGCCAAAACUUUCACUACAUUGGUAGUCUCUUGCCGGUCGACGGGAAAAAACCCCAUUUUGCCCAGUUGUAUAUAUAUGAUACUAAUAAUGAACUUAGUAAUCGUAUCAAUUCUGUAAGGCCAGAUGGUGAGCAAAACGGAAUCCAUGUAGAGAUUGUUAAUGAUAUUCAAGAAGUGUUGGAUACAUGUAAUGUCUUGGUCAAAUCAUUCCGCAUGGCACGAUCUGAGCUACAAAUGAAUCCACUUGCUGAGGUCAAAAUAAAAUUGCUUGGGAAGAGAUCAAAGGAUGCCAGAACAUACAAUUUGCCGCAAGUUUCUGAAGUGGCAGCAUUAAUUGUCGGUGAUAUUGAUACAAAUAUUGGAGAACGGGACAUUAUGGUGGAGACGAAAAGUGGCCUCUUGCAAAGAAUUAGUGAAUUAAAUCCAGCUUACUUGCCGAUGCAAUACCCUCUGUUGUUUUCGUAUGGUGAGGACGGAUACAGGGAAGACAUCCCCUUCUCUACAUUAAAAGGAAACACAACUGGUCGUCAAAGGAUAAGUCCUCGAGAAUAUUUUGCAUACCGUAUAAUGUCGAGGGUCUCUGAGGACGCCAUGGCGAUAUGUAGAUUGGUCGGAUAUCCUGAUCUGUUUAUCACAUUCACAUGCAACCCCAAGUGGCCUGAGGUACAACGCUUUUUGAAUGAUAGAAAGUUAAAACCUGAAGAUCGUCCUGACAUCAUAUGUAGAUUAUUCAAAAUGAAAUUGGAUGCUCUAAUCUCAGACUGUAGGAAGAACAAGUUAUUUGGACCAGUAAUGGGAGUGAUAUAUACCAUAGAGUUCCAAAAAAGAGGAUUACCGCAUGCUCAUAUUCUCCUGUUUCUGGAUAAAAUCAAUGGAACCCAUUCUGUCGAAAAAUUGGACCACAUUAUUUCAGCUGAGUUACCUGAUCAAGAAGCUGACGCAGAAUACUACAAAGUUGUUGAGGAGUUUAUGAUGCAUGGACCUUGCGGGAAAGCCAGGUUGACUUCUCCAUGUAUGUCGAAUGGUAAAUGUACUAAACAUUUCCCAAAAAGUUUGUUAAUUGCACAACUUUUGAUGAGGAUGUCCCGUUCAAUCAAGUACCUGUUCAAGUACAUGAACAAGGGUCACGACAGGGUUACAGCAGAGUUUUACAGGACCAGCAAUGAUCAAGAUGGACCGCAGAUGAUGAUCCCGUUGACAACAUUCUCAGCCGGCCAAACAAUCUUACAAAGCAUGUUCCUGGAAUGGUUUGAGGCAAAUAAAACCUACCCUGAAGCAAGGAAUUUGACAUAUGCUGAAAUGCCAACGAAAUUUGUAUGGAAGAAAGAUAUUAGAAAAUGGCAGCAAGGAAAAGAGGAUUUUCAAUCGGUAGAGGAUGCGUGUUGUGCUAGAGGAUUAGUAGAUGACGACAGGGAAUAUGUUCAUGCUAUAGAAGAAGCAAGUCACUGGGCAACACCUGUGAAUUUGAGAAGAUUGUUUGUCACUCUCUUGAUGACUAACUCGAUAGCAAAACCAGAGGUGGUGUGGGAAGCUGCGUGGAUUCAUUUGUCCGACGAUGCACAAUUCAAGAUUAGACAAGAAUUGGAAUUCCAGGAGGAAUUGGCAUAUGAUGUUAAUGUAAUGAAGGAAGAGAAUGAUACUUUGGUGGAGAAACUAACUGAAGAGCAAAGAACAAUAUAUGACAACGUAUUGCAAGAUGCUGAGAAUAAUCUUGGAGGACUUUUUUUUGUUUAUGAAUACGGUGGAACGGGAAAAACAUUCUUGUGGAGAGCAUUAUCUUCGGCUCUAAGGUCUAAGGGUGAGAUAGUUUUGAACGUUGCAUCGAGUGGCAUAGCUUCUCUUCUAUUACCCGGAGGAAGAACUGCCCAUUCAAGGUUCGCAAUACCCAUCGCUGUUAACGAAGAUUCAACCUGCAAUAUCAGCCAAAGCAGUCCUUUGGCACACUUGAUCAUGCAAUUGGUGUUAGGUGGAGAUUUCAGACAGAUUCUACCAGUCAUUCCAAAGGGCACGAGGCAAGAUAUUGUGCUAGCAAAUAGUGAAGUUCAAGAGAUUGCGGAUUUUGCAAAGUGGAUUGCUAAUAUAGGUGAUGGAACAAUUGGUGAUUCAAUGGAUGGAGAAUCUGAGAUAAAUAUUCCGGAACAAUUUUUGCUCAACUGUGGAGAGGAUCCUAUUGCUACAAUUGUUGAUAGCACAUUCCCUAUGUUUCAAAGUGGCCACAGAGAUCAUGAAUAUCUAAAAGAUCGUGCGAUACUUGCGCCAACUUUGGAUGUUGUAGAUACA
Ipomoea nil (Japanese morning glory) is the source of this 2343-nucleotide messenger RNA. RefSeq lists its product as uncharacterized. The annotation marks the transcript as partial. The record is from RefSeq and is a predicted model, not a curated record. Gene Ontology annotation, molecular function: DNA helicase activity. NCBI's taxonomy places the organism in Eukaryota, Viridiplantae, Streptophyta, Magnoliopsida, Solanales, Convolvulaceae. The transcript has 10 exons. Gene Ontology annotation, biological process: telomere maintenance; DNA repair.